AAAAAGGGAAAAAUAAAAAAAAAAUAGGGAAAGGAAAAGGAAAAAGAACACGGAAGAGGACAUAGGAUGGCCCCAACCUACCUAAACCAAGUAAUAAGUGCGACCACUCUUUUCCCAUGCUCGAUCCUUCCUUCGAUGGCAUUUCUAUUUGGCUCGAUUGGAUUUUACCUUUCGGUCGCUUGCUAUUUCCCUUCCUCUUCUUCAUGGAUAACUAAUGAUUGUUCCUACCGUUCCUGUCGACGAUGGGAUCAUGCUGGACAGAACCGCGCAGUCCAGGUAACAAUCUGCACACUUUGCCAACACAUCUCUGCAGCUUAUUUACUCGAUGAUGGAUGGAUGUAAUAAGGUAGAGAAAGACAGGGUAUCGGUUGCGCUCGCACAAAUAUGG
Molecule: messenger RNA, 388 nt
Organism: Aspergillus sclerotioniger CBS 115572
Lineage: Eukaryota; Fungi; Ascomycota; Eurotiomycetes; Eurotiales; Aspergillaceae
Exons: 3
Coding region: 67-342 (91 amino acids)
Source: RefSeq, a predicted model, not a curated record